GUUGUAUUGGCACUGGAAUACCUACACGAGCGCAACAUCGUACACCGCGAUAUUAAACCCGAUAACAUGCUGAUAGACUUCAACGGGCACCUCAAACUCACCGAUUUUGGACUAUCUCGGGUGCAAUUAAAAGAGCCUAGUAUAGCGCGUGUGGACGUUCCUUUGGUAGCACCUAAUAACGCUUUGAGACAGAGUGUGACCACGACUGCGCUGAGUACACACGGUGCAAUGAGGGAUCUCAAUGCGGCAGCCAGUGUGAUGUCGUCGGUAACCACGGAAAC
Molecule: messenger RNA, 281 nt
Organism: Sphaeroforma arctica JP610
Lineage: Eukaryota; Ichthyosporea; Ichthyophonida
Exons: 1
Biological process (GO): intracellular signal transduction; peptidyl-serine phosphorylation
Molecular function (GO): protein serine/threonine kinase activity; ATP binding
Source: RefSeq, a predicted model, not a curated record